Molecule: messenger RNA, 852 nt
Organism: Talaromyces rugulosus
Lineage: Eukaryota; Fungi; Ascomycota; Eurotiomycetes; Eurotiales; Trichocomaceae
Exons: 2
Coding region: 1-852 (283 amino acids)
Biological process (GO): fatty acid beta-oxidation
Cellular component (GO): mitochondrion
Molecular function (GO): enoyl-CoA hydratase activity
Source: RefSeq, a predicted model, not a curated record
AUGGCCGACCAACUCCACAGCCAACCUCCCUCCUCGCAAUACUACCUCCUCUCCUACCCAGCUCCGCACGUUCUGCUCGUCACCAUCAACCGCGAAAAACAACGCAAUGCACUCAACUACCAAGCCCACUGGGACGCCGACGCCAUUUUUCGCUGGUUCGACAAGGAACCUUCCCUGCGCGUCGCCAUCGUUACAGGGAAAGGCUCCAAGGCUUUCUGUGCAGGCCAGGACUUGAUCGAGCAACGCUCGCGCGCGAGUGCCGCUGCAGAGGGGGAUCAAGAGAAGCAGAGAGGACUAUCGCACCCGUCAGGUGGGUUUAUGGGAUUGAGUCGACGAAGGGGUAAGAAACCUGUGGUUGCGGCGGUGAAUGGGUUCGCGUUGGGUGGCGGAUUUGAGAUUUGUUUGAACUGUGAUAUGAUCGUGGCAUCCCCAACUGCAACUUUCGGUCUCCCCGAGGCCCAAGUCGGCCUGUAUGCUGCCGCUGGCGGUCUCGCGCGCAUUACGCGCAUCAGCGGUCUGCAGAUUGCUUCUGAAAUCGCCAUGGCGAACCGGAAACUCACAGCGGAAGAAGCACACCGAUACCUACUCGUCAACAAAAUCAGCAAAACCCCAGAGUCCGUGGUCGACGAGGCGAUCGAGCUGGCCCUCAAGAUCUCGAAUCUAUCGCCAGAUUCGGUUAUUGUGACCCGUCAUGGUAUCAGAGAGGCGUGGGAGAAUCCGAGCGUGGAGGGAGCGACUAUCAGGACGCAGCAGGAGUAUUUGGAGAAGCUGGUUGAAGGGGAGAAUUUUGCGAUUGGCGUGAAUGCGUUUGCGGGCAAGAAGAAGCCGGAGUGGGUGCCGUCGAAACUUUGA